AUGUAUGAUGCUCAUAUGGUCAAUUUUUUUGUGUUGAAUACUUCCACUUUUACUUCUUUGAAUUCGAAAGAUUUUCAUUAUAUUGGAGCUAUUCUCGAAUUGAUGCUUAAAGAAUUCCUAGCUAAAAAUGAAGUCAUUACGAUCUAUAGGAAAAUUACCAAACUUGGUUCAAGAUCCAUGACACAUUCGAUGCAAACGGGUUUGGAAUCCACUGUUUCUCCAAAACGAACAGGUGGAAAGCGAAAAAGGAAAAUUGUUCAAGAAGGUGUUUCCGAAAAGGCUUCUAAGAAACAGAAGAAGAAAAAGUAG
Messenger RNA from Lactuca virosa, 309 nucleotides. NCBI's taxonomy places the organism in Eukaryota, Viridiplantae, Streptophyta, Magnoliopsida, Asterales, Asteraceae. The record is from the annotation of a GenBank genome assembly.